GUUGCCGCCCUCUUCAUUGUUGUACCCUAAUAAUUCCUUGGUAUAAUAAACGACAAUGGAACCGUGACACAAAAGUCACAAGAUUUUUUUCCUAAUGUUUGAUUUUUUUCAAUUGAUUCUCUCUCUCUCUCUCUCUCUCUCUCUCUCUCUCUCAUGCAAAACUCGUUGUAGCGAGUUUUAAUUAAAUUACCCGCUAUUCAUGGAGAAUUGCGACGUAAGAAGAAAAACAAUGGCGACACCCCUGCUUUCGGCGACAGGUCUUCAGGCGCUCGGCAUUCUUCGCCGUCUACAUUAGAGCCGACAGAGAGAAAAGGAGGACGCAGCUGGCACUACCCAUCAGACCAUAACUAUGAAAUCUGAGAAAUUUUGCGCAGUUUGGCUACUGGUUUUGGAAUUAGCAGUCGGACCUGCCGCUGCGGAGUUGGUCGGCAGCCCCAGCGACGCUUCGCGGCUCUGCCAGUUCCCGGCGAUUUACAAUUUCGGAGACUCAAAUUCGGAUACCGGUGGGAUCUCGGCGGCCCUGACGGAGGUUACUGUGCCCAAUGGCGAAUCUUUCUUCGGCAAUCCUUCCGGGAGAUUCUGCGAUGGCCGUCUGAUCAUUGACUUCAUAGCUGAGGAUCUGGGAUUGCCAUACCUGAGCGCAUACCUAGACUCAAUUGGCGCAAAUUUCAGGCACGGUGCGAAUUUUGCCACUGGUGGCUCCUCCAUCCGGCCCGGCGGUUACAGCCCUUUCCACCUUGGCAUUCAGAUCUCCCAGUUCGUACAGUACAAGUCUCGCACUACGGCGCUCUAUAACCACUUAAAAUCCCGCAGAAAGUCCCCGCCAUUCAAAAGUGUUCUCCCAAGACCCAGUGAAUUCUCAAAAGCUCUAUACACAUUUGACAUUGGGCAGAAUGAUUUGGCCUACGGUUUUCAGCACACGUCCGAAGUACAAGUUCGAGCUUCCAUUCCUGAUAUCCUCAACCAGUUCUCCGAAGCAGUUCAUCAACUAUACAAGGAAGGGGCAAGGGUGUUCUGGAUACACAACGCAGGCCCCAUUGGUUGCUUGCCAUACAAUGUUAUAUACUAUCCGUUGAAGUCUGGUAAUUUAGAUCAAAAUGGGUGUGUGAAGCCUCAUAACGAGGUGGCCCAAGAAUUCAACAAACAGCUUAAGGACAGGGUCUCUCAGCUAACGAAAAAACUACCAGAUGCGGUGUUCACAUAUGUUGAUGUAUAUUCAGCCAAAUACGCAUUAAUAAGCAAUGCAAAGAGUCAAGGUUUUGAUGAUCCUUUGAAGUUCUGUUGUGGCAGUUACUAUGGCUAUCACAUAGAUUGCGGGAAGAAAGCAAUAGUAAAUGGAACAGUUUAUGGUAAUCCAUGUGGUGAUCCAUCAAGACAUAUCAGCUGGGAUGGCGUACACUACUCUCAGGCUGCCAACAUGUGGGUCGCUAAACAAAUUUUGAACGGAUCAUUCUCUGACCCCCAAGAUCCUGUCAGGGUGGCCUGUCAUAGUCCCAAGAGCUACUGAUGACCAAAUUGCUGUUGUUCAUCUGCAGAGAGGUUACCAGAGUAGAUUAGUACUCUGCCCUUUUUGCGUAAUAUAAAUUAUGAAUCAUAAUUAAGAUCAGAUGCCCUGAAGCUGUACUUUAUUUUUUUGAUUAAGUAAUGACACUGUCCUUUAUUAUGGGGCCUCAUCCUACUCUUUAUUUAAAGUUCUUAACUUUGUUCUCUGAACAAA
Malania oleifera is the source of this 1717-nucleotide messenger RNA. Its product is annotated as GDSL esterase/lipase At3g27950. The transcript has 5 exons. Gene Ontology annotation, molecular function: hydrolase activity, acting on ester bonds. The coding region runs from base 350 to 1507 and encodes 385 amino acids. Lineage: Eukaryota; Viridiplantae; Streptophyta; Magnoliopsida; Santalales; Ximeniaceae. The record is from RefSeq and is a predicted model, not a curated record.